UUACGACAGUUCAACGACAGUAAACCGGUUUACGGCAGAGCGUGCUGCUGGAGGUCAGGGACAUGACGAGAACUCGAACUCAGUCCUCUACCACGAUAAGAACUGUAGUUUAAAUCGAACCCUCUCUUUGAAACUCACCAGGCGGUCUGACGGGACCUCGUUUAUCAGUCUUGGUGAAUCCAGCUUCUCGUCGUCGACCACUUCUCUUCUCCAGGUGACCCCCCUUCGGAACUCUCACAGCCAUGGACAACAACUCACAAGGAUCGGGGGCAGCGAAAGGGGGUCUCGGAAGUCUCUUUGGGGGCGGUGGACCUGAAUACUCCAACACAGAGCUCGCCGGUGUCCCAUUGACCGGCAUGAGUCCCCUGUCCCCCUACCUCAACGUUGACCCUCGUUACCUGGUUCAGGACACAGAUGAGUUUAUCCUACCCACAGGCGCCAACAAAACCAGAGGGAGGUUUGAACUGGCUUUCUUUACUAUUGGAGGAUCCUGCAUUACAGGAGCUGCUUUUGGAACUGUAAAUGGUCUCAGGAUGGGCCUGAAGGAGACCAGAGACAUGGCCUGGUCUAAACCUCGUAAUGUACAGAUUAUCAACAUGGUGACCAGACAGGGUGCUUCAUGGGCCAACACUCUUGGCUCUGUUGCCUUGUUGUACAGUGUGUUUGGCGUGGCGAUAGAAAAAGCUAGAGGAGCUGAAGAUGACAUCAACACAGUGGCUGCUGGGACGCUAACAGGGAUGCUGUUUAAAUCAGGAAGCGGUCUAAAGGGUGUCGCCCGCGGCGGUCUGGCUGGUCUAGCUCUGUCUGGUGCCUACGCUCUUUACAGUAACUGGGACCACAUCACAGGCUCCUCAUCUUCAUCGUCCAGACUGUACUAACCCCUACCACACUCAUCUGCCUCCACAUCAGGGCCAAACAUCUCAUCCCAGGACACAGCCUUUAACCACAGCGCUCAGAGGAGUUAGACUCUGGUCAAAUGCAGUGUGCUGUGAGCAAAGUGUGAGUUGGUCCAGUUCACUGGUCCCCCCCCAUCCCUUUGAGUGCCACCUUCCUUUCCUGGAGUAUUCUGGGAAAUGAAAGAAGUGCUUUAAGAAGAAGAUGUGUAAAUGGGGACUAAAUUCCACUUAUAAACCAGACUCUGACCAUCCUAAAACAACAUUUGUCUGUGUCCUCUGAGGUUCUCUUGUUGCUGAUCAGAUCAGCGAUGAAAGGAGCCUGUGAGGAUGUUAUAAAGAAGUGAUUCAUCUAUUUUAUCAUUGUUGAUGCAGGACGACGAAAAAGUCUUCUUUGAUGCUUGUAUGGAAAUCAACUUACUCCCUGAUUUUGGACUGAAAGACUCUUUCAACUAAGCACAGAACUAUGCCUUACGGUCUGUUCUGCUCUUGUAUUUAUUGAAGUAUAUCCGCUGUGGGUUCUGUUUUACCGUGCAAGAAGGAAUCACUGUAAAGCUGUACUGGAUGCACAUGUUGUUCAUGUAUUCUAUCAAACCUGCUGUAUGUAAAACUAAUAAAAAAAAUGGGAAACGUUGCCAAA
Notolabrus celidotus (New Zealand spotty) is the source of this 1533-nucleotide messenger RNA. It is a transcript of the gene timm23a, whose product is annotated as translocase of inner mitochondrial membrane 23 homolog a (yeast). Bases 243 to 878 code for a protein of 211 amino acids. The record is from RefSeq and is a predicted model, not a curated record. Gene Ontology annotation, molecular function: transmembrane protein transporter activity. The transcript has 8 exons. Lineage: Eukaryota; Metazoa; Chordata; Actinopteri; Labriformes; Labridae. Gene Ontology annotation, cellular component: mitochondrial inner membrane; TIM23 mitochondrial import inner membrane translocase complex. Gene Ontology annotation, biological process: protein import into mitochondrial matrix.